AGAGCAGCUCGCGCGCUCAGCAGACCCACAGGCUGACCGUUCCUCUUCAUCAUGAAAAUUACAUACGUCAAAAAGCCUUUGUUCCUCAUGCUAGCAGCUUUGGGGGUUUUAAUGCUCCAUCUAUAUAAAGACACGAACAACUCUCAACAUGAUGACAUUCGAUUUCAAAAGAAAAAGUUCCAGGCAGGUGUUGAAAGUGAGGCAAAAGAAACCCAUUCUCAAGCUACAAAGGUCAACUCCUAUGUGUACUCUUGGCCCAAGUGUGAACGCAACAUGUCUGCAGCCAACAUCUCAGACUUUAACACUCUACCAGGUCACAUUAAAGACUUCUUGUACUAUCGCCAUUGUCGGCACUUCCCUAUGCUCCUUGACAUUCCCAACAAAUGUGGCGGGCCGGAAAAGUCCUCUGAUGUGUUUCUCUUGUUGGUGAUCAAAAGUUCUCCUGGGAAUUAUGAGCGGAGAGAGGUGCUGCGCAACACAUGGGCCAAGGAGCGACAACAUAAUGGCUUGCGGAUACAAAGGAUUUUUAUUUCAGGGAUAUCAGGCAGCGGUCAGGAGGCACAGAGGCUCAACAGACUUCUUCAGGUGGAACACAAGUUAUAUAACGACAUCCUGCAGUGGGACUUUACAGAUUCUUUUUUUAAUCUUACUCUGAAGCAGAUUUUGUUUUUGGAGUGGGCAGAUCGAAACUGCCCCAACGCUCGCUUUCACUUUAACGGUGAUGACGAUGUUUUCGCCCACACAAGCAACAUGGUCGAGUAUCUCCACGACCUGCCAGACAAUGAUGGCAGCAAGCAUCUGUUCAUAGGGCAUCUGAUCCAGAAUGUAGGUCCCAUUAGGUCACCAGGAAGUAAGUACUACGUGCCGGUUCAGGUGGAGGAAUCAGACUCCUAUCCUCCGUACUGCGGUGGAGGGGGCUUCUUACUGUCUGGCUACACCGUUUCAGUUAUUUACGAUAUGUCUAAAUCCAUUCGAUUGCUCCCGAUCGAUGAUGUUUACAUGGGGAUGUGCCUGGCCAAAGCCGGUUUACGUCCGGAGUCGCACACAUUGGUGAAGACUGCAGGACUGUACAUUCCCUCCAAAGUAGAUGAAUAUGACCCGUGUUUUUACAGAGAGGUCCUCCUAGUGCAUCGCUUCCUUCCCGGACAAAUGUUUCUCAUGUGGCACCAAAUAGAGAAUCCAAACCUGCACUGCAGUUCUUCGUUCAAAAUACAUGAAACUCAAUAGGGGACAUGAAGCAGACUUAAAAGGACGAGAAACAUUUUAGCAUUCUGUUGAUUUUUGGGGUUUCUUUUAAGUUAAGUUGCUUUUUGUAUGAGCAGCCAUUUUCUGCACUCAAAAAAUGAAAUGUUGAUCCUAAAUUUAAAUAUUUGUCAUGGCCGCAUUUGAUAACAUUUUUAUAAAGCGCUUUUCCACCAUCAAGUUAAAGUGCUUUACGUCAAGGAACCACUCACCGAUUCACACACCAAUGUACACAGACACUGUGGACAAGGUGUGUUAAGUGCCUCGCCCGAGGCCACGUGGAAGUAUUCAUCUGUGGAAACUGGAAUCGCACCGCCAACCUGUGGGUCAGUGGAUUUGACCGUUCUACCGAUGAUGUUUAUGUAGAAUGGAGUUAUGGAGUUUUGAACCGCCAACUCUCUGAUCCACUGACAAACACUCUACCAACAACCACACAUUCAUACAUUUGUGUACGCAGACACUGGGUAGGUUAAGUGUCUUGCCCAAGGACACAAAGACAGCAUUCAUCUGUGGUAGCUGGAAUCGCAAAGCAAUAGUUGACUAUACAAGUUUACCAAAAAAAAUAUAUAUGGAAAAAGGAGACACAUUUUAUUUUUUUGAGUGUGGAGCUGGAGUUUCUGUGGCCUUGGACAUACUCUUUCCUGAAAACAAAGGAACUGAUGUCAUUGACUUUUAUUGUAUUAUAAAGGAAGGAAGCAUUUGUUAACUGCUGUAUAGUAUUUGUUAUAAGUUUAUAUUUCUAAAGAUAGACAGUGUUUUUUAAAGUUUUGUGCAUUAUUGUGAAUUGAAAAUGGCAGCCAAUGACAGCCAUUUCACAGAAUGGAAAUAGUUGUCCACAAACUGCAAAUAUGGACCAGGGUACUGUUGCCAAAAGUUGCACUCAAGUUGUAGUCGAGUACUUUUCAUAUCAAAAUACUAUUACUCUAGUAGAAGUACAAAGUAGUGGUCCAAGAAAUUACUCGAGUAAAAGUAAAAGUAUCUGGGGAAACUACUACCCAAGUGAGUGUCAUUGUCUGGAUGCCUUGUUUACAGUUUAAAGUGAAUGUAAUUAGAAGGAUAAAACAUUAAAUAGAUAAACUGUAAAUCUAUUAUCCAUUAUCCUUGGGUAGACCAGAUCAAACGUUUGGGCACUCUCUCAUUCGAUGUUUUUUUUUCUUAAUUAUUUCUACUUUCUGCAUUUUAUAUACAUAGAAAAGACAUCAAAUUUUACUUUACUACAUAAUUCCAUAGAUCUAUCUUCAUAUAUGAUGUGUAGAAAACAGUUUAAUUAAUGAGAUGCCAUGUCCGACCUUUUGACUUGUAGUGUAACAUUUGUCACUUGCGGAUUUACUCACACUGGGGAGAGUAACCAAAACUUUUAGUAAGUAAGAGUGCUGUUAUAUUACUCAAGUUGGAGUAAAAGUAUGCAAACUAAACUAUUGCUUAGGUAAAUGUACUUAGAUAGAUCUGAGUAUCCACUUUGGAUGCUGUAUAGCCUAAUGCCUCUGUUGGGCAUUCAGGACAGACGCUGGAUACAUGGCAUUUAAGGACACAACACCCCUAAAUGUAUUGUCUUUAUUAAGAUAUGAACUCACACCCAUGUCAUACUGUGUCGUACCACAGGAGAAGAUAUUUAAGAGCUUUAAUCCAUGUUGUAAUUCUGUUAAUCCUCAAAAACAUAUCUGGAGUUGUGUUUUGUUUCAUUCACACAUGUUUGAGUAACUCUUUAUUAUUAUCUGUGUGCAUCUCCAAAGCACAAAAUGCUCUGUUCUACUUUGUGAUGUCAUGACUAUAGUUUUCAAAUUAAAAGCUCCUUUUACUUUUAGUUCAGUACAGAUUGGAAAUUCAAGAGCUGAAAUUAUCCAAAUGAUUUUAUUAAAGGUGUGUGCAGUUUAAAAACAAAGUUAGCACUUCCUGUAUUACCAGUGUUUUCUGUUUGAGAGAAAAAUGCCGAAAAAUGCAGGGUUUGUGUGUUAAACCUGUGAAUGAAACAAAACACAACUCCAGGAAACAGUAUAAUCAUCAUUAUUUUAAAACAACGGCGUAAUAUGAGCCCUUUAAGAUAGUUAAACUGGUUCAUUACAGCCACUGCCUUACAAAUAGAAACAACCAAAAUGAAAUGGGGGGAAAAAAGCGCUGUAUGUAACAACAAUACCUAAACUGCACUGGCGAGCUUUACUUACAUUACAUUUAUUUAUUAACAACUCAUGCGGCAGGAAGCCAUGAAAUGCAGCUAUGAAAUAUGUGCAAUGGAUAGCAAUACUGUGCAUUUGAAUGUUGGGGUUGUUUUGUAUUGGGGAUAUUUGCUGAUACGAUGCACUUUCUGACUUACUCAGGUAAAUGCACAUAUACCUAUACCAAGUAUCAUCAUGUGAAGAAUUUUAUAUGCAGUUUGAUUCUAUACUUGAGCUCUAAUUAUGUUUAUUUCUUCUUUUUUUAAAUAGUUUUACUUAUUAACCAUGAAUCUGAUUUGGGAUGUGUUAAAACUAGUUUUAAUGAGGUGUGAGUAAAAGUCACACUGAACACUGAAACUUGAAAAUGAAGAAUGUUGAUGGGUUUGUUUGUUUGGUGUAUAUAUAUAUAUAUGGAGUACAGAGUAUACAUGUUAUGGGUGUAUAUUAAUGUGGUUAACUGUUUUAUAUUUUUUUAUUAUGAGUGUAAUGGUUGGUUUCUUUGAAGAGUGGAACAUGAUUCAACACUGAACUGGCCAUAAAAGUUACACGUGUACAUGGACCUCCCUGUAAUAAAAGUGGGCUUCUGG
This is a messenger RNA of Periophthalmus magnuspinnatus, 3982 nucleotides long. RefSeq names its product N-acetyllactosaminide beta-1,3-N-acetylglucosaminyltransferase 3-like. The record is from RefSeq and is a predicted model, not a curated record. Gene Ontology annotation, cellular component: membrane. Bases 52 to 1227 code for a protein of 391 amino acids. The transcript has 2 exons. Gene Ontology annotation, molecular function: hexosyltransferase activity. Lineage: Eukaryota; Metazoa; Chordata; Actinopteri; Gobiiformes; Gobiidae.